UACCUCCCUUCCUGGAUAGUUUUCAUGCUCCCUCAGCAAGGGUCGCGCUGUUAAUAAUAAUCUGGUGUUGGAACUAUGAGCCUAUGAAUGUGUUAAACUCGUCUUUUCUAACAUUUUUAUUUGAUACUCGCCGCUUUGUUCAAGAAGGACUGAGAGCUGAAGUUCUGAAAUCACUGCCCGUAAAAUGGAUCUCCAAAUCUGUCUCAAAACCACACUGAAGAACAAAUAUCAGAAGCUAAAGGAAGCAUACUCGGAAAAGUCACUACUUCCAUUAAAACUUGGUUAUCUGGAGAGCUACCCCUGGUCUACUUUGCACCAGCAUGAAUUUAGAUAUGUCGACAAAUCUGACCUACACACGUGGUUGUCUUCCCAAACCAUUCCGCUUUCUGAAAUGUUAAAAUGUGACUGCAAACAGAAACACAAAAGCAGCAAAAAGACUGUCAUCACAUUAGGAGUUUCUGGAGCUGGAAAAACUACAACAGUGCAGACCAGUGCUUUGGAGUGGGCCGAGGGGGAAAAGUACCAGGACAUCCAGUUCCUUUUUCCUCUCACAUUCUGGGAGCUAAAUCUGCUCAGACUAAACGUGAGCCUUAUUGAAGUUCUCCUGGCGUUUUACCCUGAACUGAAGGGGCUUGAUGUUUCUAGCCUAAAUAAAAACAACGUGUGGUUUGUCUUGGACGGACUUGAUGAGUUUCACACCCCACUUAACUUUGACGGUCCAACUGUGAGUGAUGUUUCCGAGAAGUCCAAAGUGGAGAUUCUAGUGACCAGUCUGAUAAGUGGGAAUUUACUUCCCAACGCUCAUGUAUGGAUAACAACCCGAUAUGCAGCAGCAACGCAGAUCCCUGAACGUUUUUUACUCAAAGAGACUCGGAUUAAAGGGUUCAGUGAUAAACAGAAGGAGCAGCACUUCAAAUCUAUAAUCUCUGAUGAAUUUAUGGCUAACAGAGCCAUGGACCAUGUGAAGAUAUCACGGAGUCUGGACUUCCUUUCUGAGAUACCUGCAAUUUGUACCAUCAUGGCAAAUGUCUUGAAGAAUCACGUCAAAGCAGCUGAUGGGUAUAAAAUCAACCGUUUGAAUCUAACCCAGAUUUACUCGAAGCUGGUUAAGGGUUCAAACCCUGGCCUUCUUGCCAAGCUGGAGAGGCUUGCAAUGAAUCGACUGGGGGCGAAAAAUGUUAUGUAUGAAUGGGAUCUCGCAGAAUGGGACUUCAGUGUUAAGGAAGCAUCGGCUUUCACAAAAGACUGUCCACUUGUGUUGAGAGAAGAAAAGGGACUGCACAAUGCCAAAGUGUUUCGCUUUGGACAAGCGAGCAUUCAAGAGUUCUUGGCUGCAUCGGCCAGAUUGGAAACCAUCAAGGCGACCCAUAAUGGGUCUGAUCCUUUGCGGUGCCUGGUGGACAGGAUGAUGCUGAGCCCUGUGGGAGAGUUUGAUGUCUUACUUCGUUUCAUCUUUGGGCUCAUAAAGGAACGAGGCACACGGGAGCCUAGCGAUCCACUGUUCGACUACACCAAAGGCAAGAUCCUGCAGGACGUUUCGUCUCCCAAAGCCGUGGGUCUGUUCCACUGUCUGAGGGAGUAUGACAGCCAGGCCUUACUAAAUGAAGUCAAGUUCUUUCUGAAGUUUGACUUCUCUCCAAUCCAGGGUUUCACUCCAAUGCAUUGGACAUUCAUGAUCCAAAGGGCCACAAAUUUUGAAGGGCUGAGGGAAAGUUUUGAACUUCAAGUAGCUCUGAGAUGUGAUGAUGUGGUCCUUAAGCAGCUGCCAUGUAUUUUGAAAUCCAGAAAAGCCAUGCUGCGCUUCUCUAACGUGACAGAUAGGAGUUGUCCAGGCUUAGCGGCAGUCCUGAGCACAGGAGAGUCAUACCUGAGGGAGCUGGACCUUGGAUACAACAGCAUCACGGACAGUGGAGUCAAGACUCUGGUGGAAGGGCUGAGCGAUCCAAACUGCAAGCUCAAACAGCUCAGGCUGCAUGGCUGCGGAUUGAGCUCUCAAGCAUGUAAACACCUGACGAAAGCUCUGAAAGAGUCCCAGAAACUCAAAGAGUUGGAUCUCAGCAUGAACGGAAUAGGAAAUGAAGGAGUGCAACAUCUUGCAAAUGGUCUAAGAGCUCCUGGAUGUCACUUAGAAACACUAAGACUAUCACAGUGCAACAUCGAGCACACAGGCUGCGUGUAUUUAGCCUCAGCGCUGCAGAAGAACCCUGACCACCUGAACUGGUUGGAUCUGAGCAUCAAUGCAAUCGGAGACAGGGGGGCCAAUGAGCUUUUGAAGAAAGUCGAUAUAACACAGCUGACGAAGCUAGACUUGUAUUACUGCGGCCUCACUGUGUUAAGCUGUGCAAAGAUCGGGGAAGCUCUGAAGAAUGAAUCCAGCUCUCUGGUAGAACUCAACCUCAGCAACAACAACUUGCAGGAUGCAGGAUUUGCGCUUAUCUGCGAAGGCAUGUACGCAUGGUGUGGUCUGGAAAAACUCAAUGUUUCAAGAUGUGGCAUCACUCGCAUCGGUGCAGGUUUUCUGGCCAAAGUCCUGUGUUCGAUCUCGCAGCUGUUCAGUGGUAGGUCGCAGAAAUCCGACUGGCAGGCGGUCGAGCUGAAAGAGCUCGACCUCAGCAUGAACUGCCUCAGAGACCAGGGGGUCAAAGAAAUCUGUGGUGGAAUGAAGAAUCCCUACAGCCACCUGAAAGUUCUCAACCUGAGUCAGUGCAGCCUGACUGACGACUGCUGUGCAGAGCUCUCAGUCGGAUUAUCGUCAAAGGAGAAUGUCGUCAUUGACCUCGACUUGUCUUCCAAUGACCUUCAAGAUAAGGGAGUGAAGAAACUCUGCAUGGGAAUGAGAGCGCCCCACUGGAAAGUGGAGAAAUUAUCAUUGAGGAGCUGUGGUCUAAGCUCCAAAAGCGUCGAGUGCCUGAUCACCGCCCUGAAGUCAAACCCUCAACAUCUGGCCGAGCUGCAUUUGAUGGGCAACAAUCUGGAAGACUCAUCAAUCAGAGUGCUCAGUGAUCUGACAAAGAACCAGAAAUACACUUUGACGACAAUAGAUGUCUCUGCAGACUGAGGACAGAGACGGACGGCAAAACAAAAAGAAAAAGAUUCUCUUUAUUCCAGAAUCAAAUGUAGCUGCAGUAUAAAGCGUUGUUCACUCCUCUGAAGGUUCAUGUGUUUGGCUCUACCUACUCUGCUAUAAGAACAUAUUCAGAAUGUAUAAGCGCUGAGGUUUAUCACAGAUUUAAAAAAGUAAAGUUGAGCUUUCUUUUGCUACUUUUUACAUGAUUUUAUGGAUUCCCUCAGUUUAAAAAUGUUGAGAUGUUGCAUUGCUCAGUACUUGGAAAGUGAAAGUGUGUGUCUACUAAUAAGCUACUGCAGGAUUCAGUACACGUGUGUAGCCAUAACAUUGGCUUAAUACGUUCAUUAGACACACAGCAGGUUUUGUGCAAGCAUGUUCUCCAUCAGACUCGUCCUGUAACCCCCUGCACUGUCAGGCACCUUGUAGGAGCUAGUUCCAGACUAAGUCCUUGUGACCUGGAUCGGAUUCCAACCCAAACUCCCUCGCUGCCUGUCUCUAAGGCCCCUCUGUCAUUAAGGCUUAUUAUAAUCUUUCAAAUAAAUCCAGCAUUGGCUUACUGUGUGUAAGAUUAUUGUAUUUAAUGUUCAUGGGUGCAACUUCCAGUCUGAUCGACUUUCAUUAUCAGAAUGAUUCAGACCCCCUCAGUGUAUCAGGAACAGGUCAAUUCAGUGUUCCUUGAAACAACUGCAGGAAGGGAGAAGCAGCAAUUCCAUAUCUUUUGUUUCUUCAUUGUCUUAAAAUCUGAUUUCAGUGCCUUUCAAAUUCAUUAAAAACAUAUUUUAUGUCCAUGUAAAGAAGUUUGAAUUGCCUUGGUUGUAUCUGAUGAGUACUUUGUAUUUAAACGUUCUUUUCUCUUGUGCAAAAGUUUGAAAUGAAAUGUCCUGCACUGUGAACAUAUAAAAAAUAUAACCCA
This is a messenger RNA of Labrus mixtus (cuckoo wrasse), 3980 nucleotides long. RefSeq names its product NACHT, LRR and PYD domains-containing protein 14-like. NCBI's taxonomy places the organism in Eukaryota, Metazoa, Chordata, Actinopteri, Labriformes, Labridae. The coding region runs from base 185 to 3058 and encodes 957 amino acids. Gene Ontology annotation, molecular function: protein binding. The record is from RefSeq and is a predicted model, not a curated record. The transcript is spliced from 9 exons.